AUGGCCUCCCAGACAGCCGUAUCCGCACGGAGUGCCUACCGCCAACUCCUCCGCGCCACCCGCGUCGCUUUCCAAGAUGACGUCCGAGUCCUCGUCGCAUCCCGACAGGAAGCACGCCGGAACUUCGACGCCCAUCGCCGCCUAGCUGUUGACACACCCAUGCAAAUCAAGCAUGCCGUUGAAGUGGCGGAUCUCCUUAGACAUAAUCUCGUGCAGGGCUCGCGGGAAGAGGGGAAUGAGGAUGCGAAAUGGGAACUCCGUAUCCACGACGAGAUCGAGCGAGGUGAUAAUGACUCGAUCAAGGUCGGAGGGAAGAGUGUCAAGGUUGAUAAGCCCUGCUCGGCGCAAUGA
Messenger RNA from Aspergillus chevalieri, 351 nucleotides. It is a transcript of the gene MZM1, whose product is annotated as LYR motif-containing protein. The transcript is spliced from 3 exons. Gene Ontology annotation, biological process: mitochondrial respiratory chain complex III assembly. Bases 1 to 351 code for a protein of 116 amino acids. The record is from RefSeq and is a predicted model, not a curated record. NCBI's taxonomy places the organism in Eukaryota, Fungi, Ascomycota, Eurotiomycetes, Eurotiales, Aspergillaceae.